This is a messenger RNA of Cyphomyrmex costatus, 1008 nucleotides long. RefSeq lists its product as uncharacterized. The record is from RefSeq and is a predicted model, not a curated record. Bases 1 to 1008 code for a protein of 335 amino acids. Gene Ontology annotation, biological process: regulation of transcription by RNA polymerase II. Lineage: Eukaryota; Metazoa; Arthropoda; Insecta; Hymenoptera; Formicidae. Gene Ontology annotation, cellular component: nucleus; transcription regulator complex. The transcript has 3 exons.
AUGCCUCCAAAAAAGCAAAUAUUUACUAUUGAUCAAGAAUUUUUAUUGAUUGAUGCUGUAAAAAAUAGACCGCAGUUGUGGGAUGUUUCUCAUCCAACGUACAGAAGAAACGAUAUAAAAGAAGUCCUUUGGCAAGAAGUAGCAGAUCUUGUGGGGAUUCCAAAUAUAACAGCUGAAAUAGUUCGUGACAGAUUUAUUAAUAUGAGAACUACAUUCAUGAACAAUGAAAAGAGAAUAAGAGAAUCAAAACAAAGAUGCAGUGGUAAAGGUACCGAUGAGAUUUAUAAACCUAAGUGGUCAUUCUACACAAGUCUGCUAUUCUUAAAGAAAGCCUGUGUGCAAACAGAAAGCUCAUCAAAUCUUGAUAGUCUAAAAGAUGAUGGUCAGGCUGUCACUAACAUCAAUGAAAAUACGAACGAUAAUCUUGCAAAUUCAAUUAAUAAUAAUAUAUAUUUUGAUUUUAAUUUACAGGCAUUACAUCAAGAUGCCAGUUCUAUAGUUUCAAAUUCGUCUUUAGAACCCACAUGUAUACCUGUAUCUGCCAGCAGUAGCAGUACUUCAAUUGAAAAAGUUGGAGUUCCACAUACAUCUGUAUUAUCUGAAGAGUGUGUGUUAGACGUUACAAAUUCUGAAUUAAUUGCUUCUGAAAACUUACAAGAUUCUCGCUCUACAUGUACAUCUUCGCAAUCUUCAAAUUUAACUUCUAUGUCUCAAAAUGAAAAGCAAGCCAAUAAUUCAGUUUAUGUAAAGCGUGGCGCAAUGAAAAGGACAACUGUUAUGGAAGAAGCAGUGCAAGCAUUAAAAAGAAUAGGUAAUAGGAAAACGUCACAAGAUCAAAUGCAUCAACAAUCAUCACCUAGGAUUAAUGAUACUUGUGAAUAUCUGGGUUUAUUUGUUGCUGCUCGAUUAAGGGAGAUGGAACCAGAAAGACGUUUGUAUUAUGAAACAGAGAUUCUAAAAAUUCUUACUACUGUUCCCUCUAUUGAAACGCAGGAGAAAAAUACGUAA